AUGAAACCGACGUUGGUAUAUUUCCUUCAAUUAUUUAUUCUCAUCUAUGCCAAGGAAUGUUCUCUUUCCGGAGACAAUUCGACUGUUGUGUUUUGUGCAAACUCAACGAUUUCGUCGUACUCGAACUUUUCGAAUAUGACGCAAUUGUCGAUCGUCUAUUCCGAAUUAUUUGAUUUACCAGAUUUGUCGAAUUUUAAACAAUUGGAAAGUCUAUACUUAGACCAUAAUCAUAUCGAAUUGAUUACGAGAAGUUAUUCAACAGUUAAAAUUCUUUCGUUAACCUCCAAUCGAAUCUAUGCGCUGCAUCAAACGAACUUAAGUUAUCCGAAUUUGGAAUAUUUUGAUCUUAGUCACAAUCCGAUCGAACAUAUAACUCGAAAUUAUUUUUCUAAUCUGCUAUUUCCUCGCUUGAAAGUUCUCAAAUUCGUCAAUGCGUUGAAGCAUCUCAAUCUGUAUAUCAUCGAUGAACAUUUUCUUUCAUUUUCGUUAUUAAAUUCGCUGAGCGAAAUCUAUUUCGACGAUAAUCAUUUCGAAGAAUUUCUCUGCUCGAAGUCAACCGAACAUAUUCAAUGGAGGUUACCAAUAAAUCUAAAGAAACUCUCCUUACGUAACAACAAAUUACACGUUUUUGAUGGAAAUUGUCUAACACAAAUGUCGAACCUAACUGAAUUAGAUCUACACUCGAAUCAACUAAUAUAUUUAUCCCCAUUGAACUUUACUUUACCAUCAUUGACUAAAGUUCAACUUGAUGAAAAUGCUUUUGUUAAUAUUUCCGUUGAUUUCUUUCGAUCAACUCCACAAUUGAACGAACUCGAUCUAUCUCGAAAUCCGUUGAAUGUGAAACAAAUUCAGUUAAAAAAACAACCGAUAUUUCCUUCGAAUUUAAAGAUUUUAUAUCUGGAUGGACUUUCAAGUGAUCUUUCAUGUUCAUUAUUUGAGAAUCUGAUACAAUUAGAAGAAUUGUCUUUGGCAAAUUUAGCAUCUGUUCGUUUGAAGAAUUGUUUAUUCAAAAAAUUGAUAAACUUAAGACUGCUCAAUUUAAGUAAUCAUCAUUUGAAAACAUUCGAUGAAUCAGUCUUUCGUCCAUUGUUAAUCAUGAAACAACUCGAUAGUCUUGAUAUAACUAGUCAAACACUUCGUUGUCAUUCAUGUUCACUACGAUGGGUGAACGAAUUCUUAAAAAUCGAAAACAUGACCGAUGUUAUUUGUCUCAAUGAACAAGAACAAGAAAUUUCAUUGAAUACAGUCAAUUCACCAUCGUGUUCAUCGAACAAUCUAUUUUUCAUUCUAAUGACUAUAAUUUCAAUUGUAUUAUUAUUAGUUUUUCUUGUUCUUCUCUUAGUUUGUCUCGACAAACAACGAAAAUAUCAGUUUACCAAUUUUCGACCUGUUUAUCAUAUGAUACCAUUGCGACAUUAUCAUGAUCGCAUCUAUCAAGAAACAACGGAAGACAUAACAAACGAUAAUGUGAUGCUUGUCACUUGA
Molecule: messenger RNA, 1485 nt
Organism: Adineta ricciae
Lineage: Eukaryota; Metazoa; Rotifera; Eurotatoria; Adinetida; Adinetidae
Source: the annotation of a GenBank genome assembly